CUAGUGUCCACAGCAGUAGACCAGUACGGCAAUCCACAUGAAUGGGCCGUGCUCGGGUGACCCGCAGAGGACAUGUGAGUCCAGGUCCAUCCUGGGACGCAUGUCAUCCAUCGGGUCAACCGGCAGCAGGCUGACGCUCUCGCCUGAGGCGAUAGGGAUGACAUUGUCCACAUAAGGGUAAGGCCGACAGCGCAGAAGGGCUAGCAUGUUCUUGGUGACGGUGGGAUGGAUGAAGGUGAGGAUGAUGACCAUCAUUGUGCCACGGUUCUCGAGCCAUUGCCGCGAUCGGCCGCUUUUGCGGGGCUCCGCUAACGAAUGCUGGCAGCAUGGCGGCGUCACUGGCUCGCUUCGUGAGUCCUCUCGGAAGAUGACCGAUCGCUGACGAGGGCCGUGUGUAGCUGUGUCUGCCUUGCCAUUGGUCACGGAUGGGGGCGCUGAGGUCGACUCGUCGGUGCCGCUGCGCCACGUUGACUUGAAGGCAUUCCGCGCUUUGGCAAGCCCACUCGCUGCGACCACGACACGAGCCAGAAAUCACCACAAAUCGUCGACCUGUAGAAUGUGUGUGUGGGCUUACCAAUGAGGGGCACAGCAGUGAGCCAGAUGAGUGGCAAAUAUCUGGUAGCUUUGUGCAAGCCCUCCAUCCCAGGCAAAGACGCUGCCGAUCAGUGAGGAUAUCUGAUCACCCCAGAGGGAGUUGUCGAACACGAGGAAGGCCAAACCACACACCUACACACACACACGAUCACACACACACGAUAACAACGUAAAGGCGAUGGAAGAUGAGUGCAUGUCUCUCUCUGCCUUUCCUCGUACAGCGGUGAUGUGUGAGAGUCCGAUUUUGGUCAGUUGGGACGGCACCUCGGCGCGCGGUGAUGCUGCCGCCCUGAACACAGAAACACACAAGCAGAGAGAACGAUCGAUUGGCGCCCUUUACAAAUAUACGGCUGCAUUCUGACCUCUCUGCAAGUGCAGUAAGGAUGAAUAUGGCCAUCAAAGUGGCGGCCACAAGCAGAACGUUGAUGAUAACAAUCAGCCACAGGGAGGCACAUUCGGUGCACGGCUGCUGGGGCGUCUGACGCGAGAACCCCGCCUUGCACCGAUUGCACACAAACCCCUCAUGCCCCUCCUGACACAGACGUACAUUAAAUAAUGCAGACAAACAUAAGACUGGCGACUCUCAGAUUCAUGCACUGGCCUCCUACCGAGCAUAUGUCGAGUCCAUUGGUCUUGUUGGUGCCGUUGCAGGACGACGGCAAUGGACAGCCCAUGACGACGGGCAGCAAAGUCAGGCCAGAGCCAUACCUGAAUAGAACACACCAUGCCUGAAUCUACUCAGUCGCGCCACUCCCUUUUCACACUUUACGUCGUCACUUCUCGCGUGGCGUUCUCGAAUGAGCCACCCGACUGCAGCUUGACAGUCAGUUGGUAGAAGCCCGGCAGCACACUCGCAUUGUAGUUGACGGGAACAGGGCAGUUCAAGCCGUCGAAACAGUCCAGGCAGGUCCAUAUGACGCGACUUCCGUCAUCGCCGCCCUUGCGUACGCCGACAGAUCCAGAGGUACACGGCUCACACGGUUCGUCGCCCCGCUUUUCGUGACCAAGACGGCAAAAACAUGUGGUUGAGCCUUCAUCAGAAACUGCACCAACACACAUUCAUAGACCAACAGACCAACAGUGAAAGUCGCAAGAGUCAUCGUCAUGUGCCUAUCAUGUCUCUCACCCGCAU
Vitrella brassicaformis is the source of this 1726-nucleotide messenger RNA. NCBI's taxonomy places the organism in Eukaryota, Vitrellaceae. The record is from the annotation of a GenBank genome assembly.